Candidula unifasciata is the source of this 1581-nucleotide messenger RNA. The record is from the annotation of a GenBank genome assembly. NCBI's taxonomy places the organism in Eukaryota, Metazoa, Mollusca, Gastropoda, Stylommatophora, Geomitridae.
AUGACACAAAAAUGCUGGAAGAAAGUGGCAGCGUUAUCCUGGGCCUUUCUCGAGUGCAUGUUUUUCUCGUCAGUUGUCCUGGGUUGGACUUGGCUGGCGAUCAUCCUCCGCAGCGACGGCUACUUCCCCAAGUACUGCAACUUGACCGUCAACUUCACACCCCGUGCCAGAAUAUAUGGAAACGACGCAAGUAUGAACGGUGUCUAUAAACUGGACAGUGACAUACCGCUGCCCGUUCCAAAAAAGACGAAAAAUUGUCGCCCACGCAGGAGAAAUGAUAGAUCCACACAAAUACGAGAAGCUUCUACGAUGUAUGCAGUUUCUCCUUGGGAGUCCGGUUCUGCGACAGGAGGUAUGCCUUUGAAAUACGGAGCAAGUCCACACUGGAAUGGCUCGAGUUUGGUCAGAAACGUCUUUGUUGAGGCGGAUUGGGUAUACAGAGCUGGAAAACAGACUCCACAAAGGUUAGUUUAUUCUUCUUUUUGCAGAUUCAAACGAGGAGAUCUGGCGAACCUGUCAGUGAUUAUGCCACCCUUACAGGCAGGUCCCGGGGUCGCUAGAGGCAUUGACCAGUCAAGUCCGACAGCUGCUAAAGACAAGGAAGUGGACAGCGGGAUGGCCAGAGAGUAUUGUCUGGAACAGAACGAGCAGCUGCGAUUGAUGUUUGCCGUGGUCAUCAUUAUUCGGGACGUGCUGGCCUUUCCGCUGGGCAUCUUCUAUGAUAAAUAUGGCACUACGCGGACACGGCUUAUGACUGUCGUCCCCUGGCUGGUGGUGCCGGCCUUAACCUUAACCGGCGUUGCCGGAAGUGCCGUGUUGCUGACCAAUCUGCAGACGGCGAAUCUGUUUGGCCGGAAACGCCAUGUGGUCGUGUCCCUUUAUGUGGGAGCAGCGUAUUCAAAUGGCGUCAUUGCGCUUCUCAUGCAGCUGUCGCAUUUCAACGGAGUCGAUAUUCAGACAUCAUUCAUGUUUCUGACCAUCGGAAUUGUACCGAUGCUUGUCUCCACUGUAGCAUUCCUGCCAAAAACAAGGAUACCCUGGCCCCUCCCAGCAGACUACGGCAAGAGAAGGAACCAAUCCUUAGACGAGGCCAUGCUACGCAAGCAGAGAGCAUGGCAAAGAAGAUUGUCAGAAGCAGGACCUGGCGUUUGUCGGAAGCCCCCGCCCAAAUUCUGGCCCUCGGCAGUGCAGUCGUUGUUUGUCUGGUCCGUCUUAUGGUACGGCAUUCAGAAGCUCCAAGAAGCUGUGUUUGAGACUCGUGUGGUGGACAUCGCUGCAAUGAAAGUUAUGGGCCCUUUAGACUUUGAGGCAUACUUUGGCUACGUGCAGCUUAUGGGAGCCUUCUGUUCACCUUUAGCCGGUGUCCUCAUAGACAGAUAUUUCCCGAGAGACUUGGGUUAUUCUCAAGCCACAAAGCAAAUGCAGCGAAUCGUUCCCGCCAUUGUAGCAACAUCCUGUUUGGCAGUGGCUGAGAUUGUGACAGAUAUGUUUCAUGGUCCCGCCCCUCAAGCCGUCUCCACCCUCUUCAACAUUCUGCAUAAAGUUUUCACACACACCACAAUGUGCGCCUUUGUCAUGCAU